This is a messenger RNA of Dentiscutata heterogama, 755 nucleotides long. The record is from the annotation of a GenBank genome assembly. Lineage: Eukaryota; Fungi; Glomeromycota; Glomeromycetes; Diversisporales; Gigasporaceae.
UGUUUGAUACAGACUCUUCUGACGAAGAAUCUGAUAGCACUUUUUCUGCUCUAACUUUGUUUUUGGAUCAGACAUUUUUUACCUGGGAUGACGCUCAAAAAUUUUUAGAUAGCUAUGGGUUGGAGAAAGGUUUUAGCAUACGAAGAAAACGAACUGAGUUUGAUAGUAACAAAGUUUUAAUUAGAGUUGGCUGGGAGUGUAGUUGCACAGACACAGUCUUCUCUGAAGUUAAAAAUGCAGAAACUAGUUGGGCUGCGCAAAUAGAUAAGAUAGAAGAAGCAAAACUAAAGAACAUGGAGGCAAAGACUUCCCAAGAGCCUCAAAGAACACAACAAACUGAGACACGUAGUGUAAAUGCGAAAACAACAAUAUCAAAGUCUAACAAAACUGCAAGCCCAGAUACAGAACAUGUGUUUGACAAAAAGGACCAAUUAGCAAGUGACAUAUCUUCAAGUCACAAGAAGACUUCUAAAUCUACCACUAUAAAGCUGGGUGAUGAUCUAGUUGGCGCCAAAGUCCACAUGUCUAGAGACCUACCAGAAAAAUUGAAUCCACACACUGCCCUAACCAGCACCAACCACACAGAGACAAUGCCCACAGAUAUGCCAUUAGCGAUAGAUAAUUCUAAUCACACAGAGGCUAUAUCUACAGAAACCCCAUUAGCAACUGAUAAUGCUGACCACAGGGAGGCAAUGCCUAUAAAUAUACCACCAGAAAUAGACCCUAUCAAAAUACAAGAAGAACCCUUUACAACC